ACGGACCAGUGGAUCUUGCAGCUAGCUUGCAUGCAAAUAAAACUCAUGCUGUUUCAGCCUUUUAUUACCUGAAUUGAAGAAGGUCCUACAUAAUACACAGAAUAUAUUCAUAACAAAUGUCCGCAUGUAGUCUUUGCAAACCAUGCCCGAUUUAAAGAGACAAUGUUUGACCACUUAAACAGGCGACUGUCUUCUGUAACGUUAGUACAUGUAGCUCUCUUGCUAACCUAGGCUAGAUACGUUAAAGCAACCAGCUAAGAAGAAACAUACAAAAUGCCAAACGCAACGACGCGUCCCAAGCGGUCAAGACGCAGUCGGCGGGCCCCAAGAGAAGAUUCCGCAAGGAAUGAAUUGGUGUCGCGAUCCUUGGAGAGUGCUCAGCAGUGCCUUUAUAAUCAAGACUAUGGCACGGCGUAUGUCCACUACCUCUUGGUCCUUAAUCUGGAGCCUCUGCUGAAAGAUUUUACAAAGGAAUCUUUUAGGUUUACUCUUUUCAAAUGGGCAGAGGAGCUGGACUCACUGGGGCGGAUUCAGGAUCUUUUUGACUGCUAUGAGCAAGCUUUAGAGUUGUUCCCUGUGGACGAGGUCAUCCUGAAUAGUAUGGGGGAGCACCUCUUCAGAAUGGGCUUUAGAGACGAGGCUGCCGGCCAUUUCCACAAAGCGCUGAAACUGAGACCGGACUUCCCUGAGGCCAAAGAGAACUUCUACCGUGUGGCCAACUGGCUUGUGGAGCGGUGGCACUUCCUGAUGCUCAAUGACCGUGGGCGAAAUUACAAGUACCAGCUGGCCAUCCAGAAGGCAGUGCGUGGGGGCUGUAGUACUGUGCUUGACAUUGGUGCUGGCACGGGCAUACUAGGGAUGUGUGCUAAGAAGGCUGGAGCAGCUGAGGUGUACGCAUGUGAGCUGUCCAAGACCAUGUAUGAGCUGGCUUGUGAGGUGGUGGCUGCCAAUGACAUGGAAGGCAGCAUAAAAAUCCUCCACAUGAAGUCUCUGGAAAUGGAGAUUCCCAAAGACAUUCCCAAAAGGGUGUCAUUAGUUGUCACUGAGACUGUAGAUGCAGGGCUGUUCGGCGAAGGCAUCAUUGAGACUUUAAUUCAUGCCUGGAACCACCUCCUUCUGCCUCCUCAGAAUUCCCAGGAUUCCCCGACGAGCCCCUCGGAGACAGGCCGUGUCAUUCCUGCAGGAGCAACCGUCUUUGGAAUGGCGGUGCAGUGCCAGGAAAUCCGGCGACACCACAGGCUUUGUGUGUCUGCGGUGGGUGGCCUUGCUCUAGAUGCAGUGGGGGAGAUCCACAGCCCUGUGAGCUGUUCGGCAGAUGCAGAUGACUCCACUGAGCCCUACACCACUGAGAGGCUGAGCCGGCUGCCUGGAGGAUACACACCCCUCACCAGCCCGUUCCGAGCACUGGACAUCGAUUUCAACGACCCUCAGGAGUUGGAGGGCCUGUGCUCCAGAGAGGUGAGCCGGCUGAGUCUGACCGUGACCCAGGAGGGCGUGCUGGACGCCCUGGCUGUUUGGUUCCAGCUGCAUCUGGAUGAGGAGAACAGCCUGUCCACUGCCCCUCAGGAGAAGACGUGCUGGGAGCAGGCCAUCUACCCCAUCCAGGGCCCACAGGACUGUGCAGUAAAGCCUGGCGACCGGCUGCUGGUGGAGGUGUCGUGUAAGGAUGCGUACCUGCGCCUGUGCUGCGUGGCUGUGGUCAGGGACGGCUGUGUGCUCCGACUGGACAGCUGGGAGGGAGGAGACGUCUGGGGCUCGGACUCGGCCUCCAACCCAGAGGUGGAGCUGUGCAGCGCUUUGGCCGGUCUGCAGACGGACCCCGAGGGGCCCCUGGAGGCCUUCAUGUUGGAGUGCUCAGAACUCGCUUUACUCAACAACACACAUUACCACCAGAACUUCCAGGCAGCUAUGAACAAACUACUGACUCGUCUCAAAGAGACCCGCAGCGGGUCACCGGUCACUGCCGAGGGCUCAGAACCACUGUACGUGCUGGACGUGAGUGAGGGCUUCUCCCUGAUCUCCCUCAUCGCCGCUCAGCUCGGUCUUCACCUAGCUGAUGGGUCUGAGUCAGGCUGCGGCCUGGUGCGGGCCUACAGCUCCGUGGAGAAGGAACAGCACCAGACCAUCCUGCGCCUGCUUGCGCAGGGCAACGGAGUGCCCGUGGGGGCACUGGAGUUCUGGCUCAAUCACGUGGAGGAUGAUUCAGCUGUUCUUCAGAGGCCUACCACCGAGAAACUGUGGAGUGCCAUCGUGCUGGAUUGUGUAGAGACCUGUGGGCUGCUUAGACAGAAGCUUAUGGAGAAAGCCACGUUGGCCAGGUGUCUGCUGGAGGACGGUGGCCGUAUAUUCCCCGAGCGCAUCGUGAUCUACGGGCUGCUGGUGGAGUCCGACAUGCUGCUCCAGGAGAGUGCAGUCCAGGGCAGAGAGCCAACACUGGGCUUCAACAUCGCCCCCUUCAUCAACCAGUUCACAGUGCCUAUCCAUGUCUUUCUGGAUCUUUCUACUCUGGAGUGCACAUACCUCAGUGAGCCUGCAGAGCUCUUCACUCUAGAUCUCAUGAACACACACAACAAUUAUCCAGCCAGAGAAAUAAUGGUGCGGGUCACUGCCUCGGGCAGAGUGACCGCCAUCCCCUUCUGGUAUCAGAUUCACCUGGAUGAAGAGUGGAGCGUCAGCACCUUCAGUCAGGAGUCUCACUGGAAGCAGGCAGCUGUGGUGUUGCAGGACCCUCUGUGUGUGACCGCGGGGGACACGGUCAGGCUCACUAUUCAACUGCACAAGAGCAGCCUGUCCAUCAACGCCACCAAGGAGGAGGACGGACCCGUGGCCAUGGAGGCCAGCAGGGCUGAGGACGUCGUUGCCAUGGACACAGCAAAACAGGAGGGGGCUGCCGUAGCUGCCGUUAAGGUGGAGAGCUCUACUCUCACAUACUCACCCACAACAGGGGGAGCUGCUGUCACAGAUUCCUGUCGGCUAGAAGGGUUUUUCAUGAACUCAAUGCCUCCAAACACUUAAUCCUAGUCUUGACCCUACAGAUGAAUCAGGUCCAGGAGAUUUUACUGGAUAGAUCAAAGGAGCUACGUAGGACUACUGUUUGAAUGUUGUUGGACUAUGUAACUGAGGCUUAGACAUUUUGUGCAAAACAAAAAAAAAAAAUAACAUUAGUGUCUUUUUUUGUAUUACUUCAUGAGCAGUUCAUUGACUUUCCCUGAGCAGUAGAACACCUUGAGAGCACUCGCCACAGUUUAGAAGGUGGCUCAUUCCAUGUCAAAUCUGACCAAAAUAGUUGCAGCACUGUCUCAGAUUGUUUUCAUGUUUUCUUUGCCCUUAGAUCUUGUAAGCCCUGUUUGAGCAUUAAUAUCUUAAAGUAUUAUUUCUAGCUUGCGCUAAACUUUGUAGGAUGGCAGGACCAUUAAAACUUUGUACUGCAUGCCUAUUGAUUUUAUAUAAGGCCCUAGAUUCUACAUUUGGAACAAAGUGCAAAAAAGAGUUAUAUUCAGGGUAUAACUUAUAAUAGAACAAUUGUGCCUGCUUGAUUAUCAAUCUGUAUUUUGUCUGCAAAUACAAUGUUUUAUUAAUGUUGUGCCAAUAUUUGAGGUACUCAUAACAUGGGUAUGGGGAAACUGUGAAUUAAAUUAGGUGGGGUUGCAUUUUUUGGUCAUUUUUUUACAGAACAAAAAUGUCAUGUGGGGUAGCUAGUAGGAACUUGAAAAUCUAUAUGGGGGUAGUUCAAUACUGAAUCCUUUAAUUGACGUUCUCAUUUAGUGGAAGUCGCAAUAUGUUUCCUUCAUAGAGAAACAGACUUAGUUCCAUUGCUAUGCCUCUGCUGCCUCAUUCUGUGGAACUCUUACUGUAUCUAUCUUGUUCCUGGGGAACGCUAUCUAAUUAUCAAUGGCACCAACAUUGAUACUAAAUGUGCAGGCAUUGAGCUACUUUUACAGAGAUUUUCAAGUUCCUAUUAACCACCCCACAAACCAUUUUAGACUUUUGAAAAUGACCAAAAUACACAACCUUCCCUUGUUUCAUCCUCGUGCCCAUUGUAUGUGGAAAACUCAGAUAUCUUUACAACAUAACAAUAAACUAUUGGGAUUUAAAGAAAACAUAGUGAUUAAUAUCAAAUACCCUUUAUAAUUCCUUUAAUAUAUUUUUUGCAUGCCGUACAAACUCUUAAUGGUUCAGUCAUACUAAGAUGAUGAAGAAAAAAAAAACUUUUACAAACCUUGGUUUUGGGACUGACAAGGUUGUAACAAAAUCUGAGAUGGUGCAGCGACAACCUUAUCUCAUUGACACGGAAUAGCUCAAGUGGCCUCAAGAUAUUUAGUCAUGUAGCAUUAUGCUUAAUCAAACCAGUGCUGCGAACCACCAGAUUGAGGAGGAAUGUUUCAAAAGGAGAAUAUUUUCUAAAAUAAAAUCAUGAACUAAUAUCCAUUAGGGCACUAGUAUUUAACGGUCACCUAUGUCAGUAAUGUUAAUUAAACCUAACCAAACAGUGAUGCUCAGUAACAAAACAGGUCGAUUACAAAUCCAUUUCCCUGUAAAAUUUAAUGUUUGACAAUUGUUAGAUAAGGCAAUGCAACAUAGCUGCACGUGAUUACAGUAAACACAUCACAUUUGAUAUGAUUAGUACUGCAAAUAUGAGCUACCAAACAAAAAGUGAGAAGAUACAGUAGUACCUUGAGCACAACAUGAGCCUUCAGCUAUAUGAGCAGCCUCUUCUACUAAGCUGUAAGUCAAUGCACAGACUCUGGAUGUCCAAACUGGUACAUCUUCAUUUAUUACAGCAAACUGAGCAACAAAUGAAGAGAACCUUAACUACAGGUGAAUACACAAAAUCUUUGGUUAAAACGUCAGUUGAGAUGGUCCAGAACAUACAUUGUUAAUGCAGAAAACUAAGAAAUAUGGAACCUCCGGGUUUUGGUUUUCCAUAAUUUGUAAAAACAAAUAAAAAAAAAAAAAAUAAACAUAAAUAGCCAGUGGAAUCGAGGGACACUUGGCUGUCAGUUUAACUUGAGAGGAAAGAAGGAAAGAAAACAGCUGGGUUGUACAUGCUCAUGUAUUAAACGAGAACUAGGCAGUGUGCAUGAUUUUAUGAUAGCACCACAUAAAAGGUGCAGGAAAUAAAUUAACUUUUCUGUGGUGGUUUGUAGAAUACAGUGAGAAGGUGAAUUUCAUGUGUUCCUGUAAUCUCUGCAAUGUCUGUCAUGAGCAUGCAAACACUAUUGUGGUGUACAUUUGUCAUGUAUGAGUUCGCAUGAAACAGGAAUAUGGCUGGCCUCCAUUUAUGCUUAAUGUGUCUGCACUACAUGUACGUCUCCCAAAUAUAUAUAUUUAACCUCUCAUCAUAAA
Messenger RNA from Alosa alosa (allis shad), 5346 nucleotides. It is a transcript of the gene prmt9, whose product is annotated as protein arginine methyltransferase 9. Gene Ontology annotation, molecular function: protein binding; protein-arginine omega-N monomethyltransferase activity. The transcript is spliced from 13 exons. The record is from RefSeq and is a predicted model, not a curated record. Bases 274 to 3015 code for a protein of 913 amino acids. Gene Ontology annotation, biological process: peptidyl-arginine methylation. NCBI's taxonomy places the organism in Eukaryota, Metazoa, Chordata, Actinopteri, Clupeiformes, Clupeidae.